This is a messenger RNA of Callorhinus ursinus (northern fur seal), 7663 nucleotides long. Lineage: Eukaryota; Metazoa; Chordata; Mammalia; Carnivora; Otariidae. The record is from RefSeq and is a predicted model, not a curated record.
AUGGUGGCGCUGACCGUAGGUGACAUCACCCAAAAAGGGUAUGAAAAGAAGAGGUCAAAACUCAUCGGAGCCUACCUGCCCCAGCCUCCGACAGCGAACGGAGCUGCCGUGGUCCGGUGUAGACUGCAGCACAGUGAAGGAGCCCCAGGAAGAGCGCUGCACUCCGGCAACAUCGGGGUGUGUGACAUCCGAGAAGCCGCGGUCAGAGAGCGGGCGGCCAGCACCGCGGGGAACCGGCCGCUGUUUUACUUUCGCUUCGCUUGGCUGCGGGCAUGUGGGGUGGAUCAAGCGUUGCCUCCCGAGCGCCGGGCUCCCGUCACUCCUGCUUCUUCCACUCGCUAUCACCGCCGAAGGUCCUCAGGGUCACGAGAUGAGCGUUAUCGGUCAGACGUCCACACAGAAGCCGUGCAGGCGGCGCUGGCUAAACACAAAGAAAGGAAGAUGGCGGUGCCUAUGCCUUCCAAACGCAGGUCCUUGGUUGUGCAGACCUCGAUGGAUGCCUACACACCUCCAGAUACGUCUUCUGGCUCGGAAGAUGAAGGCUCGGUGCAGGGUGACUCCCAGGGGACCCCCACCUCCAGCCAGGGCAGCAUCAACAUGGAGCACUGGAUCAGCCAGGCCAUCCACGGCUCCACCACCUCCACGACCUCUUCCUCUUCUACCCAAAGUGGGGGGAGUGGCGCCGCCCACAGACUGGCCGACGUCAUGGCCCAGACGCACAUAGAAAAUCACUCUGCACCUCCUGACGUGACCACUUACACCUCAGAACACCCAAUACAAGUAGAAAGGCCGCAGGGCUCGACGACAUCACGGACGGCACCCAAGUACGGCAACGCGGAGCUCAUGGAGACGGGUGACGGGGUGCCCGUGAGUAGCCGGGUGUCGGCGAAAAUCCAACAGCUCGUCAACACCCUCAAGCGACCGAAGCGGCCGCCAUUACGGGAGUUCUUUGUCGAUGACUUUGAAGAACUGCUGGAAGUUCAACAACCAGAUCCGAACCAGCCUAAGCCAGAGGGAGCACAGAUGUUGGCCAUGCGCGGGGAGCAGCUGGGAGUGGUCACCAACUGGCCUCCGUCCCUGGAAGCCGCGUUGCAGCGAUGGGGGACCAUCUCCCCGAAGGCCCCGUGCUUGACCACGAUGGACACGAACGGGAAGCCCCUGUACAUCCUCACUUACGGCAAACUGUGGACAAGAAGUAUGAAGGUUGCUUACAACAUUCUGCAUAAAUUAGGUACAAAGCAAGAACCGAUGGUACGACCUGGAGACCGGGUGGCGCUGGUGUUCCCCAACAAUGACCCUGCUGCCUCGAUGGUGGCCUUCUACGGCUGCCUACUGGCCGAAGUUGUCCCUGUGCCCAUUGAAGUCCCGCUCACGAGAAAGGACGCCGGAAGCCAGCAGAUUGGGUUCUUGCUCGGAAGCUGCGGAGUCACCGUGGCCUUAACAAGCGACGCUUGCCACAAAGGGCUGCCGAAAAGCCCGACAGGGGAGAUCCCACAGUUCAAAGGUUGGCCAAAGCUGCUGUGGUUUGUCACCGAGUCAAAGCAUCUCUCCAAGCCCCCUCGAGAUUGGUUCCCACACAUCAAAGAUGCGAACAACGACACCGCGUACAUAGAGUAUAAGACGUGCAAGGACGGGAGCGUGCUCGGGGUGACCGUGACCAGGAUCGCACUGCUGACCCACUGCCAGGCCCUCACACAGGCGUGUGGCUACACGGAAGCGGAAACCAUAGUGAAUGUGCUGGAUUUCAAGAAGGACGUCGGGCUCUGGCAUGGAAUUCUGACCAGUGUCAUGAACAUGAUGCACGUGAUCAGCAUCCCAUACUCGCUGAUGAAGGUGAACCCCCUCUCCUGGAUUCAGAAGGUCUGCCAGUACAAAGCAAAAGUGGCUUGUGUGAAAUCCAGGGACAUGCACUGGGCGCUAGUUGCACAUAGAGAUCAGAGAGACAUCAACCUCUCUUCCCUCCGGAUGCUGAUCGUGGCUGACGGUGCAAAUCCCUGGUCCAUCUCGUCCUGUGACGCAUUUCUCAACGUCUUCCAGAGUAAAGGCCUGCGUCAGGAGGUCAUCUGUCCUUGCGCCAGCUCCCCAGAGGCUCUCACCGUGGCCAUCCGGAGGCCUACGGAUGACAGCAACCAGCCUCCAGGCCGGGGCGUCCUAUCCAUGCACGGGCUGACCUAUGGUGUCAUCCGGGUGGACUCGGAGGAAAAGCUGUCUGUGCUCACCGUGCAGGACGUCGGCCUCGUGAUGCCUGGCGCCAUCAUGUGUUCGGUGAAGCCGGAUGGCAUCCCUCAACUUUGUCGAACAGAUGAAAUCGGGGAGCUCUGCGUGUGUGCCAUUGCAACGGGCACAUCCUAUUACGGCCUCUCGGGCAUGACCAAGAACACCUUCGAGGUAUUUCCCGUGACGAGCUCGGGGGCCCCCGUCAGUGAGUACCCCUUCGUAAGGACAGGCCUGCUGGGCUUCGUCGGCCCCGGGGGGCUCGUCUUUGUGGUGGGCAAGAUGGACGGGCUCAUGGUGGUCAGCGGACGCAGACACAACGCGGACGAUAUUGUUGCCACGGCGCUGGCCGUGGAGCCCAUGAAAUUCGUCUACAGAGGAAGGAUAGCCGUGUUUUCGGUGACCGUCCUGCACGACGAGAGGAUCGUGAUUGUGGCCGAGCAGAGGCCGGACUCCACGGAGGAAGACAGCUUCCAGUGGAUGAGCAGGGUGCUCCAGGCGAUUGACAGCAUACAUCAAGUCGGGGUUUAUUGCCUAGCCUUGGUUCCAGCAAAUACCCUCCCCAAAACCCCGCUCGGUGGGAUCCACUUGUCAGAAACGAAGCAGCUCUUCCUGGAGGGCUCACUUCACCCCUGCAACGUCCUGAUGUGCCCCCAUACCUGUGUCACAAACUUGCCUAAACCUCGACAGAAGCAACCAGAAAUCGGCCCUGCCUCUGUGAUGGUGGGGAACCUGGUGUCUGGGAAGAGGAUCGCGCAGGCCAGUGGCAGAGACCUGGGCCAGAUCGAAGACAACGACCAGGCCCGCAAGUUCCUGUUCCUCUCGGAGGUCCUGCAGUGGAGGGCACAGACCACCCCCGACCACGUCCUGUACACGCUGCUCAACUGUAGGGGUACGAUAGCGAGCUCGCUAACGUGCGUGCAGCUGCAUAAACGUGCCGAGAAGAUCGCCGUGAUGCUCAUGGAGAGAGGACACCUGCAGGACGGGGACCACGUGGCUCUCGUCUACCCGCCAGGAAUAGACCUCAUCGCGGCGUUUUACGGCUGCCUGUAUGCGGGCUGUGUGCCAAUAACCGUCCGCCCUCCACACCCACAGAACAUCGCAACGACGCUGCCGACCGUGAAGAUGAUCGUGGAGGUGAGUCGCUCUGCCUGCUUGAUGACAACACAGCUCAUCUGUAAGUUGUUACGGUCCAGGGAGGCAGCUGCGGCCGUAGACGUCAGGGCAUGGCCCCCCAUCCUGGACACAGAUGAUUUGCCAAAGAAGCGGCCCGCCCAGAUCUACAAACCUUCCAACCCAGACAUGCUAGCUUAUCUCGACUUCAGCGUGUCCACGACCGGGAUGCUUGCUGGAGUGAAGAUGUCUCAUGCAGCCACCAGUGCCUUCUGCCGUUCCAUUAAGCUGCAGUGUGAGCUCUACCCCUCUCGAGAAGUGGCCAUCUGCUUGGACCCUUACUGUGGACUUGGGUUUGUCCUGUGGUGCCUCUGUAGUGUCUACUCAGGGCACCAGUCCAUUCUCAUCCCGCCUUCUGAGCUGGAAACCAACCCUGCCUUGUGGCUUCUUGCCGUGAGUCAGUACAAAGUCCGGGAUACAUUUUGCUCCUAUUCAGUGAUGGAACUUUGUACCAAGGGGCUGGGCUCGCAGACAGACUCCCUCAAGGCACGAGGACUGGACUUGUCCCGCGUGCGGACGUGUGUGGUCGUGGCAGAGGAACGGCCUCGGAUAGCACUCACCCAGUCAUUCUCAAAGCUCUUUAAAGACCUGGGUCUCCACCCGCGGGCCGUGAGCACCUCCUUCGGCUGCAGAGUGAACCUGGCCAUUUGCUUGCAGGGGACCUCGGGACCUGACCCAACCACCGUCUAUGUUGAUAUGCGAGCUCUGAGACAUGACAGAGUCCGCUUGGUGGAAAGAGGCUCUCCUCAUAGCUUGCCCCUCAUGGAAUCAGGAAAAAUACUUCCAGGGGUUCGGAUCAUAAUUGCCAAUCCAGAAACAAAAGGACCGUUGGGCGACUCCCACCUGGGUGAGAUCUGGGUUCACAGUGCCCACAAUGCCAGUGGUUAUUUCACCAUUUACGGAGAUGAGUCCCUGCAGUCAGACCACUUCAACUCAAGGUUAAGUUUUGGAGACACCCAGACGGUCUGGGCACGGACAGGCUACUUGGGGUUCCUGCGGAGGACGGAGCUCACAGAUGCAAACGGAGAGCGCCAUGAUGCCCUGUAUGUGGUGGGGGCACUGGACGAAGCGAUGGAGCUGCGGGGAAUGAGGUAUCACCCGAUAGACAUUGAGACCUCGGUCAUCAGAGCCCAUAAAAGCGUCACAGAAUGCGCCGUGUUCACCUGGACCAAUUUGUUGGUGGUGGUGGUUGAGCUUGAUGGGUCAGAGCAAGAAGCCUUGGACCUGGUCCCCUUAGUGACCAACGUCGUUCUGGAGGAGCACUACCUGGUGGUGGGGGUCGUGGUCGUGGUGGACAUCGGUGUCAUCCCCAUCAACUCCCGGGGAGAGAAGCAGCGUAUGCACCUGCGGGAUGGGUUUUUGGCAGACCAGCUAGAUCCCAUCUAUGUGGCCUACAACAUGUAGUCUCGUCUCUGGUCCCAUAGACUUUUCUAGGAAAGUAAACAUUUUUCUGUGUCACUCAAGUUUGCAGACAUGAGGGCCACAUUCACCGGAAUGGAGCCUUUGUUCACGCGGUGGUGAGACUUUCCACAGCAGUCCUGAUUGGCAUGGGGGUGAAAUGUGAAAUGUGAAUUUACCACUGAAGUUUGCUCAGAAGGACUUUGGAUUACUGCCUUCAGUUUGUUGGAAAAACCCAUUUCAAAACUUUCUUUUCUUUUUUUUUAAUUAUUGGAUAAUAAGUGCUUUCUUCGUAAAUGUGGUAUUUUGUUAAGCCAAAAUAGCAAUUAAAAAAAUAUUCUGCCCUCCAGAUGGGUUCUUUUAAACAAUUUAUGUAGUGUGACAAAGAAUUGUUUUCUCUGUUUAAUGUGUCAUGAAAUCUUAAUGACAUGGACCUUGUUACUAAUUUAAGCCAUUGCUAGAUUUCAUCCUUUUAGGAAAGUUUGUUGAGGUACGAGAAAACCUUCCAAAUAGCACCUUCCGAUUAGAUUUUAGCAGCUUUCUUUGUCAGAAAUGUGCUGGAUAAACAAAGGCUAACAUGUGGCCUUUGAAGUUAGCAUAGAAUGAGAAGAAAUUAUAAAUAAGGUGUAUUUCGGCAACUCUCUUGCAGAUAUCUUUGUACUAAACUAAAAAGAUAAAAUAAGUUAACUUCUUCAUAUGUAAUUAUGUACAAAACGUUUAAUUUAUUUUGAUCUCUUUAGAAGUAUAAAAGAGAAAAACAUUCAAGAACAUUAAAGUCUUGUAAUGUUUGCUAAUAUAAAAAAGUGUUGUAUUAUCUUGCGUGGAUAGUAUCACAACAAAUAUAUAUAUAUGAAAUAUAAAUUCACUAAUGAACAAAGGAGAUUUUAAAGUUUAAAAUGCAGAACCUGUCACUUGCAUGGUGUCCCCUCCACUGUACUGUAGAUAAAGCGAGAUUCUCUCACACCCACUUUGCUGAUGCGAGCAAUCCCAGAUUGCCAGUAGCCCGGUCUAAAUGUUUCUUCUAGAACCAGAGACCAGCAAGUGAAAUUAUUGCCAUCUCGAAGAUGGGGAAGGAAUUUGAGGCGAAAUGUGCACUAUUUUCCCUUUGCUGCGGGGGCAACGGUGAGCGGUCGGUGCCAGUGUGUGCUUACGACCCUGAGCGGACAUUAGGGAAGGCAGGUGUACGACCCUGAGCGGACACUAGGGAAGGCAGGUGCUGAGCAGCACCACUUAGCUGCAAGAAAUCCUUGUUGUUCAUCCUUUUUGUUAAUGUCACCCUUUUUGGUCCUUGGUAUGAAAAGGAGUGCUCUUUUGUGGUCAUUUGCACCGGGUUGUGUUGAUUCCCCUCAGAUGGCCAUUGUAUGGAGUGGACAGACUGUCCAGAACAGCUUUAAGGGAAAAGACUCACAUAGGAGACUGUUACCUCAGCCAGCUCUCUGGGGUUCCCCCGCCCGGAGCUCUGGGGCUCCACCCUCAUGAGCUGCCCCAGGACUCCUCACAGAGCCACUGGCUGGAGCGAGAAAGCCUCCCAGCUGCCUUCAUUUCGCCACCUGUGGAUGACACGUUUCUGAUUUCCGUCUCUCGCUGCUGCUGCCGCCUCACACACCUUCCGAUUUCCACGUCUCAUCUGUACACUCCUCGAGCGAAAUAGCCCAUCUGUGUCCAGCCAAGAAGAGGUAUCCGCUGUCCAAGCGUGAUCUAUCUCGUAACUGCCCCAGUAUGACCCUGCAGUGGCUCUCGUUGCUAGAAAUGCAUGACCAAGAUUGUUGCUGGGCAAACCUUAGAGUCUCUUUUCAUCAUAUUGUAGGCAAUGUCUUCAUCUGCCUUUGCUGUAUGCGCCAGCAGUAAGCCCUUUGCUAAGAGAGUUUUGUUUGACUUCCGAGAUCCAAGGCUAAUCGUUUUUUAAAAAAUUUAAGUGGCAUUUUUUUUUUAAUUUGUCUGCAUGUGGGGUGCAUCCUUCCAUCUCCACAAAUUAUUUGAUUUUUAAGAUAUUGUUUGACUUCAUUGCUGUGUGUGAAUAUUUCUCUACAUGCUUCAGGUACACAUUCCUACAGUCUUCUGCUUCCUAAGGGGGAAAAAAACCCACCACACACAGAAAAAAAGGCAUUUUCUUACACACACCCACCUUGUUUAAGGGGAAGGAGCUUUAAGGUUUCAGGUAGGAUACUGACUAGGAAACACAGCUACAGGAUAACUUGUGAGGUCUAGCUGAUGUGGGAAGCAAACAACAAAUCAGGUAUCACUUCCAGUAUGACCUUCACCUUCACCAUGUCAGCUUCACGUGCAAGGCGGGGCGGUUGUGAACGUGGUUAGUGACGUCUUGUCAUCUCUCAUGGUAGAGUUGAGGUCCAAAGGGUUGGGGGCUGGGAUCGAAGGUCAUUUGUGCAAGAAAAAGGAAAGGAAACCUGUUUCAGCAAUAAAGAAGGAUUGUUCUGUAUUAGAAAUUGUGCUGUAGAUAAAUCAUUCAUGAGAAUGUAACAAUGUUUGUCUUGUGACCUUGUGCUUUUGAAGUCAGACAAAACCGUGUAAUCAACUUGCACAAAGAAGGGUACACAAUGAACAUUGAAACACAGACCUAACCCAACAGGGCGGCUUCCUCAUGGUGCUUGUUUAUUAUAUAUAUUUAAUCCUGCUUGACACUUUACCCAAGGGAAACUGCCCCUUUUAUCAGUUGAAUGUUAGCAGCGUUAUUUCAUAGAGUGUGGUGACUGGUUAGAGAAAUUCAUGUACUCAACCAAUCACGGUUUCAAACAAAAUUUUUAUGUGCAAAGGACGGCAACCUUCUCGUAUGUUAAACCACCAGUAAGCUUUGUACAUCUGUGAUAACGCCUGUUUUAUAUUCAAAUGAACAAAUAAAAGCUUUUAUUUUUGUUGCUCU